Molecule: messenger RNA, 1810 nt
Organism: Polistes canadensis
Lineage: Eukaryota; Metazoa; Arthropoda; Insecta; Hymenoptera; Vespidae
Gene: Rnf146
Product: E3 ubiquitin-protein ligase RNF146
Exons: 5
Coding region: 290-1396 (368 amino acids)
Biological process (GO): Wnt signaling pathway; ubiquitin-dependent protein catabolic process
Cellular component (GO): cytoplasm; nucleus
Molecular function (GO): zinc ion binding; ubiquitin protein ligase activity; poly-ADP-D-ribose binding
Source: RefSeq, a predicted model, not a curated record
GUUGAAACAAUACAAUUAUUCAACAUUCAACUUAAUUCUGCAUCUAAAUUAAUCGAAUUUAUUAGAUCGAUUUAAAUGAUUUUCAAUGAAAUUUGAUAAUUUUUCAUGGAAACAUACGCGAAUUAUUUCUAUGUAAUUAGUAGUUGAUUUUAUAGAUGGCGGGAUGGAAGGGUUAGGAAAGUGAGGGAGGUGAAUUAAGGAGUUUUUCGAUACGUGUUGAUGUUUACAAACUAAAAGUCGUAGGAUUCCAUGUAGUAUAGGAUAGCUUUGGAUUAAAUAUUUUUUUGCAAUGGCUCAAGCCAAACAUAAUUUGCCAGAAGCAUCUAACGGGACGAUGAUGGAAAAGGAAAAAGACAGUAAUGAAGAUAAAGAAGGUUCUGUAACGAUACCAGAAUGUGCAGUUUGUCUUCAACCUUGCAUACAUCCAGCAAGAUUACCUUGCAAUCAUAUAUACUGCUAUUUAUGUGUAAAGGGUGUUGCUAAUCACAAUAAAAGGUGUCCUAUGUGUCGUCAAGAAAUGCCAUCCGAUUUUGUUGAAAGACCACAAUUGGUAGAAGUCGACGAAGUUAAGGAAUUAGAACGACCCGAGGAAGAAUAUCAAUGGUUUUACGAAGGCAGAAAUGGUUGGUGGAAGUAUGAUUCAAGGAUCAACAAGGAUUUGGAGACUGUAUAUGAACUAGGUGAAACUAAAUGUGAAAUGUUGAUCUGUGGCAUACUUUAUGUGAUUGACUUUGAAAAGAAAUGUCAGUACAGAAAAUAUCAGCCACGUUACAAAAGAAAUAUCAAACGUGAUAGAAAAGAUGCACAAUGUAAAGGAGUUUCAGGAUGGUGGCAGUAUGAUCAACGUACAAGUCUUGAAUUAGAAACUGCUUACAAACAAGGAAAGAGGACUUGUGAUUUAUUGAUUGCAGGGUUUUUAUAUAUUGCGGAUUUUGGUUCCAUGCAACAAUUACGUAGAAAUGAUCCUUCCAGGAGAAGAAGAAUUAAACGAGAUUUGUAUAAUGUUCCAAAAAAAGGAGUCGCUGGUUUGAGACUGAACGUUCAAGAAGAAGAAAUGAUUAGAGAAAUAAGAGGCGCGGAAAGGCCAGCAAGUCCUGAAAGCGAUACUAUAAGUGGAGAUGGUACAAGUACUCCUAUACCACCAAGUAAUACUCCACAAACACCAGCUGGUGGAACUGCAAGUGGUGAUGCUACACCAUUAAAUGAUAGAAUGGAUCAAAGAUCUGAUUCUUUGCAUCAGGUUUUAGAACAAAUGCGUUCAUUAGUAUUAAUAGAACAUUUAUCAUUUAACAGUAAUAAUGAUUUGGAAGAAACAGCAGAGGAUGAAUCGGUGUCUGAACAUUCUAUACUUUCUUGUAUACCAACGUCACACGAAUCGGAUGAAGAUCAUUUGUAGGAAAAAGAAAUAUGAAUUUCACCCUCUCACUUAUUUGUGAUACAUCAAAUUAUUGAGAAAUAAAAUACAACCAAAGAACUACGUUAUGGUUAACAAUCACAAAUAUAAUAUUAAGAAGUAAAUAUUAUUCUGUGAUAUGUCACAAUGCACAGAGAGGGCCCUUAAAUAUCAACUUCUGAUCGAUCAGAAAAAUUAAAUCUAAGAAAAUAUUCAAAUUAUUGAUUAAAUAUAAUAUCGAAAUAUAGAUCAACACUUGUAAAACAGUAUCGAUAAAAUCAAUUAAUGUAAUAUAUGUAAUAUGAGCGUUCCUACUAUUCUUUUAACUACAUAUAAAUGAAAUAUACAAAAUAAUUUUGGAUUAUAUAAUGAAAUCAAUUGAGCACUUCAAGUUUCUUUAGAAAUAAAAAAAAAGCA